Molecule: messenger RNA, 3754 nt
Organism: Chenopodium quinoa (quinoa)
Lineage: Eukaryota; Viridiplantae; Streptophyta; Magnoliopsida; Caryophyllales; Amaranthaceae
Product: ATPase 4, plasma membrane-type
Exons: 21
Coding region: 543-3413 (956 amino acids)
Biological process (GO): regulation of intracellular pH; proton export across plasma membrane
Cellular component (GO): plasma membrane
Molecular function (GO): ATP hydrolysis activity; ATP binding; P-type proton-exporting transporter activity
Source: RefSeq, a predicted model, not a curated record
UCAUCAUUAGCCAAAAAAUCACAACGAUAAUGAACAAGUCCUAAAUAAAAAUGAUCAAACGUUACGAAAUUCCGUAAACAAAUUUUUGAUAACUAUAUGUUGUUUCACUCCCGUGAAGUACAAAAACUGAUGAUUGUGAAAGAAUAUAUGCGCACUGCAGGACAAUGAAAAUGAAAGAAAAUGUGAUCAAAUAGUUGUACCUACCAUCCUGUUACUAGUUACGCCCCACCCUUUUCCAAAAUUUCUCACACUCACGACAAAUACUAGAAUCCUCCAUUUCCUUUCUAGAGAAAACCAAAUUCAACACCAACACAAUACCCCAAAAUAAAGGAAAUAGAAAAAAAAAAAAAACGUAUAAUAACAGUGAAGUGAGCAAAGUAUUGCACCCACCAUUUUUUCAGUAACUUCUUCCUUUUUGAUAAAUCACAUUAUUCUUCAUCUUAUAAUCUCCAGAAUGUUCAACUUUUUUGCUAUAUAAUUUUACUUGAUUGUUCUUCUGUUUUUGGGAUUAAAAAUAACAAUUUGCAGAGAAGUAGUUGAAAAUGGGUGACUCUAAGGAAACUAUGGAAGCUGUUUUGAAGGAAGCUGUAGAUUUGGAGAAUGUUCCUCUAGAAGAGGUCUUUGAGCAAUUAAGGUGUAGUCGAGAUGGUCUUACGUCUGAGGCUGCUGAAGAACGACUUCACAUUUUUGGGCCCAACAAGCUUGAAGAGAAGGAGGAGAGUAAGUUUCUGAAGUUCCUUGGAUUCAUGUGGAAUCCUCUUUCUUGGGUGAUGGAAGCUGCCGCGAUAAUGGCUAUAGCUCUUGCUAAUGGAGGAGGGAAGCCUCCUGAUUGGCAGGACUUUGUUGGAAUUGUCACUCUUUUGUUUAUCAACUCAACAAUUAGUUAUAUAGAAGAGACUAAUGCAGGUAAUGCUGCAGCUGCUCUUAUGGCACGCCUGGCUCCUAAAGCUAAGGUGCUUCGUGAUGGAAAGUGGAGUGAGCAGGAUGCAGCUAUACUCGUUCCAGGUGAUAUUAUCUCUAUUAAGCUUGGUGAUAUCAUCCCAGCUGAUGCUCGUCUCCUGGAAGGUGAUCCUUUAAAGAUUGAUCAGUCUUCACUCACUGGUGAGUCACUACCGGUGACCAAACAGACUGGCGAUGGUGUCUAUUCAGGCUCUACAUGCAAACAGGGAGAGAUAGAAGCUGUGGUCAUUGCAACGGGUGUGCAUACAUUCUUUGGCAAGGCUGCUCACCUUGUAGACUCCACAAACCAAGUUGGCCACUUCCAAACGGUCUUGACUGCUAUAGGAAACUUCUGUAUUUGUUCUAUUGCUGUGGGAAUGCUGGUGGAGAUCAUAGUUAUGUACCCAAUUCAACACCGUCAAUAUCGUGUAGGAAUUGAUAACUUAUUGGUGCUUCUCAUUGGUGGAAUUCCUAUUGCUAUGCCAACAGUUUUGUCUGUUACCAUGGCUAUAGGUUCUCAUCGUUUAGCCGAGCAGGGUGCAAUAACGAAGAGAAUGACAGCUAUAGAGGAAAUGGCAGGCAUGGAUGUACUUUGCAGUGACAAAACUGGAACUCUGACAUUAAAUAAAUUGUCUGUUGACAAGAACCUUGUUGAGGUUUUCGUCAAAGGAAUUGAUGCAGAUACAAUGGUAUUGAUGGCUGCUCGAGCCUCUCGAAUGGAAAACCAAGAUGCAAUUGAUGCUGCUAUAGUUGGGACAUUAGCUGAUCCAAAGGAGGCUCGCCUAGGCAUUCAAGAAGUUCACUUCCUUCCUUUUAAUCCAACUGAUAAGCGUACAGCUCUGACAUACAUUGACAGUGAUGGGAAAAUGCAUAGGGUUAGCAAAGGUGCACCAGAACAGAUCUUAAAUCUUGCUUAUAAUAAAUCGGAGAUAGAGCGCAGAGUUCAUGCAGUGAUUGAUAAGUAUGCAGAGCGAGGAUUAAGGUCUCUUGCUGUGGCAUACCAGGAGGUUCCUGAUGGUAAAAAGGAAAGCUCUGGAGGUCCAUGGCAGUUUAUUGGCCUCCUUCCUCUAUUUGACCCACCACGACAUGAUAGUGCAGAAACAAUAGGGAGGGCACUAGACCUUGGGGUUAGUGUAAAAAUGAUUACAGGUGACCAAUUGGCAAUUGCCAAGGAAACAGGGCGUCGUCUGGGAAUGGGUACCAAUAUGUAUCCUUCUGCAGCACUCCUAGGACAGGAGAAGGAUGAGUCUCUUGUAGCUUUACCUGUUGAUGAGUUGAUCGAGAAAGCAGAUGGUUUUGCUGGUGUUUUUCCUGAGCAUAAAUAUGAGAUUGUGAAACGCUUGCAAGCAAGAAAACAUAUAUGUGGAAUGACGGGUGAUGGAGUAAAUGAUGCUCCCGCUCUUAAAAAAGCUGACAUAGGCAUAGCUGUUGCAGAUGCAACUGAUGCAGCUCGCAGUGCUUCUGACAUUGUCUUGACAGAACCCGGGCUUAGUGUCAUCAUAAGUGCAGUCUUGACAAGUAGGGCCAUUUUCCAGAGGAUGAAGAAUUACACGAUCUAUGCAGUUUCUAUUACCAUCCGUAUAGUGUUAGGGUUCAUGCUACUGGCUCUCAUAUGGAAAUUUGACUUCCCACCCUUCAUGGUACUGAUCAUUGCAAUCCUUAAUGAUGGUACAAUCAUGACGAUAUCAAAAGAUCGGGUGAAACCUUCCCCCCAGCCAGAUAGUUGGAAGUUGUCGGAAAUAUUUACCACUGGAAUUGUUCUUGGCAGUUACUUAGCAAUGAUGACUGUCAUUUUCUUCUGGGCUGCAUAUAAAACCGACUUUUUCCCUCGCACAUUUGGAGUGCCAACUCUUGAAAAAACAGCUCAUGAUGACUACAGAAAGCUUGCCUCAGCGAUAUACCUACAAGUCAGCAUCAUUAGUCAGGCCCUAAUAUUUGUCACUCGGUCUAGAAGCUGGUCAUUUGUUGAGCGCCCUGGUCUGCUGCUAGUAUCAGCUUUUAUCAUUGCUCAGCUGAUCGCAACCCUGAUUGCUGUGUAUGCAAAUUGGGGUUUUGCUGCAAUAGAGGGAAUUGGAUGGGGUUGGGCUGGUGUAAUAUGGCUUUACAACCUUGUCUUCUACUUUCCCCUUGAUAUUAUCAAGUUUGCUACCCGGUAUGCUCUCAGCGGGAAGGCAUGGGAUCUUCUACUUGAGCAAAGAAUUGCCUUCACAAGACAAAAGGACUUUGGUAAAGAAGCAAGGGAACUCAAAUGGGCUCAUGCUCAAAGGACACUUCAUGGGCUCCAUCCACCUGAAACCAAGAUGUUUACUGACCGAAGCCGUGUUUCAGAGCUUAACCAAAUGGCCGAAGAGGCAAAGAGACGAGCUGAAAUUGCAAGGCUUCGUGAGCUGCAUACUCUGAAAGGACAUGUGGAGUCGGUGAUUAAGCUGAAGGGUCUUGAUAUUGAUACAAUUCAGCAGGCAUACACAGUAUGAAUAGGUUAUAGUUGGAUGAUUCAGUUUCCCUUCUUUGUACAUAAUCUGGUGUGGGCCGUGUGGCUUUAUAAUAUUGACAAGAAGCAGAAUACAACAGUCAAAGCCAGAUUGCAAAGCCUUUGUGGAAGAAUCAAUAUGGCAUCUGUUGGUGGCAAUGUACCAGUGGACAGUGGUUACACUACUAUUUUCUGCUUCAUUCUAGUAAUUACUAUGUAACAAAUGCUGGUUUACUACUAUAAUGUAAAUAGUUUAUGUGCCAUAUAAUCAGCUGGUAAGUGGUGAUAUUUGUGAUGUAAAUUAGUCCGAAUAUUUAAAAGGAUUUUGUGAUACUAUGGCUUUCA